Messenger RNA from Fimicolochytrium jonesii, 522 nucleotides. Its product is annotated as transcription regulator HTH, apses-type DNA-binding domain-containing protein. The coding region runs from base 1 to 522 and encodes 173 amino acids. Gene Ontology annotation, molecular function: transcription regulator activity; DNA binding. The record is from RefSeq and is a predicted model, not a curated record. The transcript has 2 exons. Gene Ontology annotation, cellular component: SBF transcription complex; MBF transcription complex. Lineage: Eukaryota; Fungi; Chytridiomycota; Chytridiomycetes; Spizellomycetales; Powellomycetaceae.
AUGCAUCCAGCCGUCUCUGUCCCAGCAUUCAAUCCCUCUAACUUCCCUAUCCCAAUUCGGCGAGGAUACUCACGCGGCAAUUCCAAUAACUACACAACCGGCGGCAACAGUCCAGGCAAUUUCGGCACGUUUGGCAGUAACCCCACCCCUAGCCGUCGCGGCGCACCGUCGCUACCGGCCCGCCAGCUCGCGUCUUUCAACCCCCCCCGCGAAGGGAUAUACGAAGCGACCUACUCGAAUACCCGAGUCUAUGAACUCGAGGCCCCGAAUGGCGUAGGAGUAAUGCGGCGGAAAUCAGAUUCGUGGAUUAACGCUACGCAUAUAUUGAAAGCGGCGGGAAUGGAAAAGAGCCGGAGGACGAAGGUUUUGGAACGGGAGGUGCAUCAGGGUGAACAUGAGAAGAUUCAGGGCGGGUACGGGAAAUAUCAAGGAACUUGGAUUCCGUUAUAUCGGGCCCGCGAGGUUGCUGCGGACUACGGGCUGGCCGACGCGCUGCAUGAUCUCCUGGACAUACCAGAGUAA